AUGUUUCGUUUAGGUGCUUCCCAAGUUGCCCGCUCUGCCGGUGCACAAGCUAGAAAUUAUGCUACUUUACGUGAAAUUGAAAUGCGUCUUAAGUCCAUUAAGAAUAUUGAAAAGAUCACCAAGACCAUGAAGAUUGUCGCCUCUACCAGAUUGAACAAGGCCCAAAGAGCCAUGACUGCUUCAAGAGUUUUUAACAAGUCUGACUCCGAGUUCUACCACAACACUGAACCAGAAUCCACCGACGAUUCUAAGACUUUACUUGUCGUUGUUUCCUCUGAUAAGGGUUUAUGUGGUUCUAUCCACUCCCAAAUUUCAAAGGCCGCUAGAAGAAGAUUCGAAGAAUUAAAGGGUAACGCUGAUCUUGUCACUGUUGGUGAAAAGGUCAAGGCACAAUUGUUAAGAACUCACGCUGACAACUUGAAGUUAUCUUUCUCUGGUGUCGGUAAGGAAGCACCAAACUUUUACGAAGUUUCCUUAAUUGCUGAUGAAAUCAACAAGUUAGGCCAAUACGAAAACAUUGAAAUCUUAUACAAUAAGUUCGUUUCCGGUGUUUCUUUCGAACCAAGUCAAUUCUCAGUUUUCGCUGCUGAUGCCAUUGAAAAGGCUCCAGGUUUGUCCAAGUACGAAUUAGAAGGUGAAGACACUGCUACCACCUUGUCUGAAUUUUCAUUGGCCAACUCCAUCUUGUCUGCUAUGGCUGAAGGUUACGCUUCUGAAAUCUCUGCCAGAAGAAACGCUAUGGACAAUGCUUCCAAGAACGCCGGUGAUAUGAUUAACUCUUACACCAUCUUGUAUAACAGAUCCAGACAAGCUGUCAUUACCAACGAAUUGGUUGAUAUUAUUACUGGUGCUUCAUCAUUAGAUUAG
Messenger RNA from Dujonia railenensis, 867 nucleotides. NCBI's taxonomy places the organism in Eukaryota, Fungi, Ascomycota, Pichiomycetes, Serinales, Debaryomycetaceae. The record is from the annotation of a GenBank genome assembly.